Lutra lutra (Eurasian river otter) is the source of this 2958-nucleotide messenger RNA. RefSeq names its product interleukin 23 subunit alpha (gene IL23A). Gene Ontology annotation, biological process: immune response; positive regulation of T cell proliferation; positive regulation of T-helper 17 cell lineage commitment. The coding region runs from base 2084 to 2662 and encodes 192 amino acids. NCBI's taxonomy places the organism in Eukaryota, Metazoa, Chordata, Mammalia, Carnivora, Mustelidae. Gene Ontology annotation, cellular component: extracellular region; interleukin-23 complex. Gene Ontology annotation, molecular function: cytokine activity. The record is from RefSeq and is a predicted model, not a curated record. The transcript has 7 exons.
GGGAUGGGCGCGCGGUGGUGGGGACGUGUAGGUGACUAAAUAAGUGCCUGAUAAGUCAGUUAACUUCCUUCUUAGGCUUCCCUUCUUGCCUUUAAUACAUUUGGGGUUUGUUCUGAGGUGAAUAUGAGAGAAAAAGGUCCCAAGGACUCCGACCUUAGAAGGUUCUCGGAAGCCAAUCCCUUAAUAUUCUAUCACAGCUACCGAUCAUUUACUGCUCCUCCUACCCAUUGGCACGAUUUCGUGAUGAAUGUGUUUGGUCAAUGACUUAAUGGUCAUAGAGGUGACGUCACGUGGACAGAGGCUAUGAUGCCAGAGUUGGCUUCCUGGUGACAAUUUGAGGUCAGCAGAGGCCAUGGUAUUAAUGGGUACAAAGAGACCCCAAUAUGUGGAGAAUGAAAGCAAAGGCAGGAGCCUGAGUAUCCAGUGCUCUUUAUGGGCUGUCAGUUCGGCGUCCAGUGUAGGGAAAUCGAAGUCUUACAAAUGCCAAGGGCACUUGCUGGCUCAGUCGGUGGAUCAUGCCACUAUUGAUAUCGGGGUUGUAGGUUGGAGCCCUAUCUUGGGUGUAGAAAUUAGUUAAAAUCAUUAAAAAAAUUAAAUAAAUAAAAUAAAAAUAAAACAAAACGUGGGUUUCCAUCACAGGCUAGAACCUCUAGGUCCUGGGCAUUAUUCUCAUUGCCACUCCAGUCACAUGAACCCAUGCAGCCAGCCCACCCAUCUAGCCAUAAGAUCAAAAGCUGCAGACUACCCCACAUUCAAAAUCAGACAUUAAGCACCCUCUCUUUUUGUCACAUCACUCUCACUGGCCUCUGGACCCUUUCUCUUACUUGGUUGUCUUCUAUACACGCUUAUCAUAUGCUUCCCAGAGACCAUUAAAUGAACCACAGUACUGAAGUGACCUUCCACAUCACUCUUGACUAACUCCUCUAGCUAGACAAGAAGACCUCAGAACCUUUCUACUGCCUAAGAAUAUCAUUGUCAUUGACCAAGGGACAGAGAACUGACCCAAGGACCAGGACACCUUAUCUAUAAUCCAGGCCCCAAAUGAACAGUCCUUUUAUCUCUUCACAUAGCAGUAAUAAGAUUCAGAAGUCUCAGUGCCAUUUAACCAGGUUUAGAUAGACCUACUUUAUAAAGAAACUAGUUUAUAUUUUGGAGUUGGGGAAAGAGGAGGAAAACCACCAUUUUCUCUUCCCAAGUUACCUUGGACCUAGCUUCACACCUACCAACCAAUACUCCUUUGGCUUGGGGAUCAGAUAGGUAGGUCUUAGGAAAGAACUUCAAAAAGAGAAGCCAAGCAGAGCCCCAAAGGAACACUGACCUCAGCUACCUUCUCGGUGACUUCAAAGUGCCACUGAUCAAUAUUUGCUCCCAAUUUAGCAUCUCACAGAGGAUUUCCUCCUAACCCUAGAAUAGUCUGACCUGGUUUCUGCUCUCUGGUUAAUCAUCCACAGAGACUAACCGGCUGACCAGAAGCUUGAACUCAAGUGCCCUGAAAAGACAGGAGGCAUUCUCUGGGAAAUGGCCAGGACACAAAGAGGCUCCUCUGUUCCCAGCGCCUGAGAACUCGGAUUCCCCCGGCGGUGAGUGAGAGCGCGAGCUAGGGACUUGGGGCUCAGCCCCAGACUCUACGUCGACAGGCCUUCCAGAAUGGGGCCACAUUUGGGAAGAAGACAGGAGAUAUUAAACACAAGUGAGCCGCCACGAUUCAUGGAGAGCAUUACCCACAUGCCCCAUCCCAGGCCUCCAGCCACAGCAACCACACGUCUCAUUUCCCUUGGAGCUGAGGCUGCAUACCUGGGCUCCCCAUGGAGGGGGAUGAUGCAGGGAGGGAAAUCCCACCUGCUGUGAGUCACCUGCUGCUAUAAAGGGCGGGCCUUACAAUGCAGGGACCUUAAAAAGAGACUCAGAGACAAGGGGAGAAAAGCAGCAGGAAGCAGCUCAGAAACUCAGUGAACAACAGAAGGAACCAAAGCAGAGGCGCGCAGAACAGACAGCAUCAGGCUCAGAAGAGAGGGAAGUGGGCAGAGAUUCCACAAGGACCGGCGCGAGGCACAGAGCCAGCCAGAUUUGAGCAGGCGACGGGAUGCUGGGGAGCAGGGUUCUGAUGCUGCUCUUGCCGCUGCUGCUGCCACCGCUGCCCUGGCUGGCUGAGACCCGAGCCGUGCCUGAGGGCGGUCGCCCUGCCUGGGUCCGGGGCCAGCAGCUCUCACAGCAGCUCUGCACGCUGGCCUGGAGCACAAAUCCUCAUGUGGACUUACCAAGAGAAGAGGAAGAUGAUGAGACUACACAGGAGGUCCCCCGCAUCCAGUGUGAGGAUGGCUGUGAUCCCCAAGGACUCGAAGACAACAGUCAGUUCUGCUUACAAAGGAUCCACCAGGGCCUGGUUUUUUAUGAGAAGCUGCUAGGCUCAGACAUUUUCACAGGGGAGCCUUCUUCACUCCCCAACGGCCCUGUGGACCAGCUUCACGCCUCCCUCUUGGGCCUGAGGCAACUCUUGCAGCCUGAGGGUCACCACUGGGAGACUGAGCAAACUCCAAGCCCCAGUCCCAGCCAGCCAUGGCAGCGCCUCCUUCUCCGCUUCAAGAUCCUUCGCAGCCUCCAGGCCUUUGUGGCUGUAGCUGCCCGGGUCUUUGCCCAUGGAGCAGCAACCCUGAGCCCCUAAGGCCAACGGCUUAAGGAUGGCACCCAGAUCUCCAUGGCUCAGGAGGGCUGAAAUCAAUCAGCCCAGGCACCUGGGAGCUGACAAGUUAAUUAGUCCAUUAAUUCUAAUGAGACUUGUGUAUGUUGAAAAUUACCAAUACUAACUUAUGCUGCUGAUCUAGGACCAAGUUGAGUAUUUAUUAAAAAGGAAGGGAAAACUUGAGAUUAUUUAUCCUCAGGGCAGCAGUUUGGGGAGGAUUAUUUAUUAUAUUUAUUCUGAAUUAUGUACUUUUUUCAAUAAAGACUUAUUUAUGUGGA